Messenger RNA from Danaus plexippus (monarch butterfly), 596 nucleotides. RefSeq lists its product as uncharacterized. The record is from RefSeq and is a predicted model, not a curated record. Bases 39 to 563 code for a protein of 174 amino acids. NCBI's taxonomy places the organism in Eukaryota, Metazoa, Arthropoda, Insecta, Lepidoptera, Nymphalidae. The transcript has 4 exons.
AAUUCAUGUUUGUUUGAAACAGUGUGGCAAUCAUAAUUAUGCCUCAAAUAUUGUUACAAAUUGCUCUGCUUCUGUCGUGUCUUAUAAUUGCAGCGAAUUGUGGAUUGGAAAUUUUACCAGAACGGGCAAAAUUGGUUUCUUUUAAUGAAAAAUACUUCUCUAACUUUAGCCUUAAUUUAAGAAGAUUUAGCAGAACCACUCCUUUCUACUACAACGUUGAACUUACGACCAAACAGACAUGGACUAAUAACGUUACGGUGCAUGUAAUUUUUAAUGAAUAUCUUCACAACGAAUAUCGUCGGUCGUUUAUUGAAUUUCACCGCACGUACUGUGACAUGGUGAAAUAUGACAAAUUUAUUGGACCUACAAUGCAUAAAGUCGGGUUGCUGUGCCCACACCCGGUUGAGACGCUGCGAGUGAUCAACUUCACCUUUCCAAUGAACACCUUCCCGAACGUAUUUCCGUUUGAAAAAAGUCGCAUCGACACCGAACUAACGGUUACAGCGACAAAUGAAUCAAUGGUUCUUCUGUAUCACUAUGUUACAAUACGAAACCUACCCUAAAAUAGAAAAUUAAACACAAAAAUUAAAUAUAUA